ACACAUAUACCUACACCCUUCUGUGAUGUGUUUUCUCCUCCAUGUAACUGGGAUUAGCAGUGAGCAUAGAUUAAGCAAAUUAUUGGUGAAGCCAUUGCUCAAAAUAACUCUUAGUCUCCACAGACCAACUGUGCUUCACCGACCAACACGCGAGAGCAGUUAAACACCUUCCAGCUCAAUAUGGGAAACUUGGUGACAUUUACAGUGAGAUUAUGAAUGACGCUUCAGCAUUUCAGAAAGCUGCACUACAAGAACAGUCCCCUGCAAAUAGCCACACCUUGGUACCUUUGUGGCAACCAUACACGAGCAAACCUUUUGCCUCCAGGCGUGUGUGUUUCUAUAAAAGCGGGGAUGCCCAAUUUAGUGGUUUGCCAGUGGUCAUCAACAAUCGCACUUUUAAAACCUUUGAGGCCCUGUUAGACAGUUUAUCCAAGCGAGUUCCACUGCCAUUUGGAGUACGCACUAUUACAACACCACGUGGCCAUACAGCAAUUCAAGGCCUUGAUCAGCUUCAGCACGGCCAAUCGUAUAUCUGCUCAGACAAACGCACUGUCAAGCCCAUCGACUUGGAGCAAGCACGACGCAAACCACCACCAUGGUACCAUGCCAGGCCUGUCACCAGCAAGCGCCCAAGAGAAAGGCAGAGUCCUCUCAUGCGCAAUUUAAGACGGAACGAGCAUGCUGCCCUACUGCACACCCCAAAGCGGCUGGUGGUUUUCCGCAACGGAGAUCCAGAAGUCAAGCAUACGCUUCUGCUGCAAAAGAGGACCACACACUCUUUCGAGGCACUGCUUGAUCACAUCUCUGAGGUCAUGUGCUUCCCUGUGCGCAGGUUGCACACACCAGAUGGAAAAAGGGUGGAUGGACUUCCAGCUCUGAUCUUGUGUUCUGGUGUCUUGGUAGCUGCUGGUCGUGAGCCUUUCAGAAAAGGAAACUAUGAUGUUCAAAAGCCCUUUGCUCCAACUUGGUUGCCUGCAAAAACCGUAGGAAGACUGCAUCCAAUCACUAGAAAAAAAAAAUCUAUUACAAGCAGCACCAAAUCUCGUCCUUUCUCACCAUCUUCAGAGCGUUACCUUGUAAAUCAGUUACACAACAGUUUUGCAGAAAGUGCAUAUGACCCCACUGGUUCUGUGGAAAUGGAGACUUGUCAUCAACUUGAAUCUGUUGCAGAGACAGAUACAGUCACCUGUAUGGAUGGUGACCCUAAUGAAUACAUUUGCAUGCCCAAAGAUGAUGACAUUGAGAAAACUUUUCGUGUCAAUCAAGACGGCAGCAUGACUGUAGAGAUGAAGGUGCGCUUGACUAUUAAAGAGGAGGAAACUGUUCACUGGACGACGACGGUCAGUCGGCAAAGUGUCAUAAAUCAAAUGAAGUCUGGCUUGGAGUCACAAUCUAAUCUGGAUGCAGCUUUAUCUGACAAAAUUACCCCAGAUGUUGCCUCAGCAAUCCAAAGAAGUCCUGAAGAAUAUAACAAUGAAUCUACUAAUGAAGGUCUACAGGCAGAAGAAGGCUUCAGAACAAAAGAGCCCAUGCAGCAAUAUCCAGAUCAAAUAUUUGUUGAAAGUGAGAGCCAAGGUACUGUGCAAAGAUUGGACAACUCAAUGGAUGACACAAGUAUUGAGCAAGUGGAAGACACAAGUAGUGAGUUCAAUAAACACCCAGUACCUAAACCACGUAGCUCCGGGAUCUCACAAUUGCAAGCUAGCCUCUAUAAAUCUGCAGAGGUCCUACAACUACAGGACAGUGGGCAGGAGACAGUGCUUCAAAUCUAUGAGCAGCAAACUUGCCAGAAGUGUUUCCUUGCGAAUACAGAGUUCUAUGAUCAGGGGAUACACACAAGUGAUACUGUAUUUUCUGCAUACCCUGACACGAUUCCAUCUUCUGACAAAGAGUCUGAUCAUGGACUUGCCACUCAUGUCUUCCCCUCAUUGACGCUCCAGACAUCAAGUGAAAGAAACAACUCUCCAGAGAUAAAAAAUAAAAAGUCAAAAAUGCAUAUUGCUCUAAAUGAAUCUUCUAAAAAGCCAGCUCCUAGGAUGUUGUCAAUUGCAGAUACUUGCAAGAAAAGAAAGAAAGUAAGAGUUAUUGUAAAAAAGAGUCAUAUCUUCCACAUUAUGACUGAUGAAAAUAAGAGGAAAGAUAACAAAUUUGACAUUCUGAAAGAGAUAAAGAAAUUAAGAGGCGCUAUCUUUAGCCAAGCCGGUGUUAUGAGAGCUACGAGUGAACCAUGCAGAACCAGAUCUGUCAAGAAAUUAUUAAAAGGUAAAAGAACCAAUCUACCCAAGACAUUUCUGAUGCAAAAACAAAGUCCAAUUGAAUUAUCUAUGAAAGAAUACAGUACAAAUAACAAGCAUCCUGCCAAAGCUGACAUGAAACAAAGAGAAAGUUUUACCUCACAGAAGGAACGUUUACUUAAUGUAUCAACCAAUAAAUGUACCCUAACACGGCAAGCAUCAAUGCAAGAAGAGAAUUUGACGCAGGCACAAAACACACAAGAGCUUAAAGAAAGCAACCCCUUUCCUGCACUACAUUACUCUUCUUCAGUUUUAAAUGAGUAUGUAGAACUCUGGCUACAGAAGAAUGAAACAGAACCACCCCCUGACCUGGAGCAGGUGCCACCAUCCAAGCCUUCAGAGGAGUUAGUGAUAACUUGUGCGACUCCAGUUGCUAAAGUGGCAUCAACAAAGAAUUUAACAUCUCCUAUUCCACUAGAUAGUACUGCCAGAAAUGUGAGAGAGUUGUCAGUGAAAGAGUCAUUCAGUUCCUCCCCAAAAAGAAUAAUAUUGCCCAGAGAUUCUGCCCAAGAUAGUUUAUCCCUAUCCCAAAUUAGCACAGUGAAAGGAGAAAUUAUGUCAUCUGAAAGUAACAUGUCAGUCAACAUGAAUUUACCAAUGACACAAUCUCUGAGAAAUAAUCAUUGGGAAAGAAUGUCUUUGGAAGAUAAUUCAUCACCAAAUGGAAGUCCAGUUUGCAAGACUAUUGGCCGUAGUAUGUCGAAAGAAAAUGUGCAAUUGACUAGUUAUGCUGUUUUAGAUAAUACGUUUUCCACAUGUGAAAAAUUAUCUUCGAAGCAAGAAAUAAUCCAACUUCCUCAAAAUGUAAAAAAAGAUAAAACCUCAGAUGGGUCUAUAGGUGACGCACGGAGAUGUGCAAACAACUAUUUAAUGCCAACAUCUAUUACUAGAGAGCAUUAUUCAGAAAAGUCUCUUUCUACUCAAGACUCCAUAGAACAAAUACCCAAAAACAACACAUUAUCAAAGGCAUCACUAUUCAGCAGUCAAGUUGUAGAGAAAACAGCCAUUUCUCAGAAUGGAACAUUUCAUAAAAAGCCAAAACCUGGACCAUCAGGUAAGAUCAAGGGAUCUACAUCUAUAAUCGCACAGGGAUUAGUAGACUCAUGGCAAAAUGAUAAACACACAUCAUUAAGUCCAAUGCCAAAGAACAAAAUUUUAGUCUUUCCAGCAGAAAAACCAUACACAGUUAAAAUAUCAGCAAGGCCUGAUAUGAGGCAUGUUCUAGAUGAGCUCUGCCAUUCAAUUAAUUCACUCCGUGAAGCAGCACAGCACAAGCAGCGGUCCUGUUUGGAGAAAUCCAACAGCCUGCCAGACUUUUCCUCACACUUGGCCUCUACUUUUGGUUCUUCAUCACGAGUGCUCCUAGCAUUCCUUUCAGUCAUGACUUUGAGGGAUGGUCUGGAUAAUCUGAAUACACUCCAAGAGGAGAACAGUCUGAGCUGCUCCGAGGCUUUGCUAAUGCUUCAGUCUCUUAAGGAGAUGGCAGCUAUUGAGGAUGCAGAGCAGCUAAGAGCCAACUUAAAUGAUCUGCAGAAAUCAACAUCUGAUCAGUUGCUGCAGAGCUGGAAAUGUUUUCAACAACUGAGCAACAUGUGCAUGAGUUCCAGUGUCACACCAGAGUGCACUCAAGGUGGGUCUUACAAUGCAUCAAGCUCUGAGGAGGAGGCAAUUCAAGGUCUCAUGGAAGAACUAGGUGUUCCAGACAUAGUUCGAGAAGAGUUGGCUGCUCUCCACACGCAAGGAAAGGAAAAAGGUAACCAGAUUGAGAGAUCAGAAGAGCUGUGUGAGUCACUCCCACAGGAAAAGGUAAAAAGAUAUACAGAAUCAGGCUUAAACAAAGAUACAUUCAGAUUCCCUGACUCUGUGCUUCAAGAUAUAAAAUCCUAUGUUAAAUUUGUCAUUGACGAAGCAGUUUAUGCACAUAUCAAUUCAGGGGUCUGUAGGGCACAUUCAUUGCUUAGCAAUGAAAAAGAAAUCAAAGUGGCAACUUGUGAACAGGAAAGAAAUUCUUGUCCAGCAAAGAGAAUACAACAGGUAGACUACAUAUUAGAUUCUAACAUCUGUCAAAACAUCUUGGAAGAAAAGCAACAAAGAAUUGAGGAUGAAGAUAUAAGUCAUGAAGAGAAACAAGAAGCAUUUGCAAAGCAGGAAAUAAAUAUGAAAGAGAUCAAGUACGGGGUAGUGUGUGAACAGAGUGGAAUGACACAAGGAACAAUUAUAUCUGACAGUGUAGAGGAAAAUUACAUAAGGGAGACUGAUCAUAAAUAUUCUCAUAAAGAAAUGAAGGAAGUGAAAAACCUGAUAUACGCAAAUGAAAUAGAUAAUGGUAGAAUUCUUGAAGUGUACACCAAAUUAUCAGAGCCAGGGAGGAGUAAAGAAAGUCUGACUACCUGUGAAGAGGAGAAAUCCAGCAUAGAAGAAUAUAGUUGUGAUGAAGAACAUAUGAACUUUUCUGAAGAUCAGGUCAGUGAUUCCCGAAUAGAACCUCAAGCAAAAUGGCAAAGUAAAGGAUUGUUGAAUCAAGACCACACACAGUUUUACAGUAAAACAGAGCAUGUGAAGAACACUGCAGAAUCUGAACCACAAACUACUUUGAUUGCUGUUUGUCUGGAACAUGAGACAGGACAUCGAUCCGAGAAGAUGAAGCAGCAGGUGGUUGUGGAGGUACCAGAAGGUAACACAGUUCAAAAAGAAUAUAGUCCCAACGAAGCUGCAUUAUGUGAGAGAAAGACAGUACAGGCUAAAAAGAAAAAUAGUUCAGUAGCAAAGCUCAUCAGUAACCUGGAAACAUGCACACAAAGGCCAAGCAGUAAACCUGAGAAGCCAGCACGCAGAUUUGUAGGUCACACUGAAGUAUCAGACCCAGAUAACUUAAAUAAUGUUUCUUUAACAGAUAAGCUCAUAGACACAAACUCAGAAACCAACUCAUCUUCAUUAGCAUUUAGCUAUGAUUCCCAAAGCAGCUCUGUAGCACAAGACUCAGAAAGAAGUGUGCAGGCUCAUAGAGUGAAGUUCAUUAGGGACAUGUUUCUUGCUAAGAGCCAAACUAGAACCCAGAAUGGGCAAAGACAACUACAUAGUCCAAAUUCUGAUCUGUCUGAUCCCCAACCAGAAUCUACAGACAGUGGAGGUAACUGGUCACAAGAGACAUCCAGUGGGGAGGAUGAUGCAAGCCGGUUAGCUAUUGCCAAGGGUUUUGUCAGGAGAACCAUUGAAAGGCUCUAUGGAAGAAGUAAUUCAAGUAGUGUAAGUGCAGAUAACAUGAGAUCCCCAACUGCCUUGAAAGCCAAGCAAAGAGAAGGUCCAGGAAGAACGAAUGUAUCUAGUUUGGCCUCCUACCAUGAAGCUCGCACUCGAGUAAUGACUGACUUAUCAUACUUUAGUGCCACAAACGCAUCUGAUAUCUUCAGUGUUGCAACUGAUUGCGCCACACUGAUCGAAGAGGUGCAAUCUGGAGACGCUAAUCUUAUUGACAAAGGGCACUGGUUACUUGCAGAGAACCAACUUUGUGAAUGCUCUCCAGAACUCAAGGAAGGUCACAGAAAUGAGAACAACAAAAGCAUAUCAGCUGAGCCUGAGCAACAUUGUGGGCAGGAAGAUUCUCUGCAUGGGACACAGCAUUCUACUAAUCUUGAGAAAUCAGGAUCAACGUUUACUUAUUUCAACCUUCCAAAUGCAAGUGACUCCGACCUGGAGACAGAAGAAAAAAGGGAAGUGAAAGUGGCCCCUGCAACACAGGUACAAAAAACCAGGGCUGAGAGAAACAGCUUUCUACCUGCCUUCUGCCCACCAGUCUUAAAGAAAGCAGAUAAUAAGGUGCACCCAUUGACAGAUUCUACAACCCCUACUGUGGUUACUCAGCCAGUCAAAGCACAGCAUACACAAACAGGACUCAUAAAACAAUCUGCAGAACCUGAUGCCCUGGAGAUGCUGUUUGUAUUUUGUGGGCAACACUGCCCCAUACUGUAAACUACAUAUUUAUCAAUUCACAUUGCUGUAGUAGUAAUACUUGAAUAUAUAACAUAUAACUCAUGAUGACUUAAGCUGCCUUACAUUCCUUGUUAACAUAAUGGCUUUUUGAAAGGCAACAAUUUCUGGAGGUGCUGA
This is a messenger RNA of Tachysurus vachellii, 6401 nucleotides long. RefSeq names its product oxygen-regulated protein 1-like. Gene Ontology annotation, biological process: intracellular signal transduction; retina development in camera-type eye; photoreceptor cell development. Gene Ontology annotation, cellular component: axoneme. The record is from RefSeq and is a predicted model, not a curated record. Bases 213 to 6263 code for a protein of 2016 amino acids. The transcript is spliced from 4 exons. Lineage: Eukaryota; Metazoa; Chordata; Actinopteri; Siluriformes; Bagridae.